Messenger RNA from Linum tenue, 1154 nucleotides. The record is from the annotation of a GenBank genome assembly. NCBI's taxonomy places the organism in Eukaryota, Viridiplantae, Streptophyta, Magnoliopsida, Malpighiales, Linaceae.
CAAAUGAGUCCCUCUAAUACUGUCAGAGUUCGUUGACUGAGGAGGCGACACUGGGAUUUUCAGGCUCCCAGUCCGCGCCGCACUUCACCCAUCCCGUCCUCCUUGUCUUGAAGUUCGGCCGCAUCCUCUUAAGGAAUCUCAAAUUGGAUGCUCCCUGCGGAGCAUUGUCACCUCCGGCUCUCAGCUGUGGGCGAGAAAGGAAGAUGGAGCGCUCCAGGUCUGGCAAUUUCGGAAUUUGUAUGGAGGGACUGAGGAUACUGUCCCGUGCCCGCCGACGAGGGUAGUCGGGUGAUAUGGAGUGGGCACAAGGAUGUGAGGAUCAAGUGCUAGAAAAUGGAUCUUGUUUCCGAUGGUUUCAAGGAAUGCAUGUCGUGUAUUGCUCACAGAGGGCCUAUCCUCUCCAUGGUCAUUACUUGCUACGAGCGAAAAUCUGGAGUCCUGGUUAUCUCUCGUUUGCUCUAUGACGGUUAUGGGUAGGCUAUGUUACUGGUGUGAUCCAGGUUUUGGACCUUGAAGUGAAUCUAAUUGGAGAGUGGGUAGCUCACAGUAGUUCGGUGAUUAAAAUGGUUGUUGGUGCUGGUUACGUUUUUCCUUUGGCUAGUCAUGGUGGCAUCCGCGGAUGGAAUGUCAUGGCUCCUGGACCUCUUGGCAGUAUACUGCGAUCAGAAUUGGCAGGAAAAGAAUUCUUAUAUACAAGGAUACAGAAUUUGAAAAUUUUGACUGGUACAUGGAAUGUAGCUGAAGGAAGAGCUACCAGUGACUCGCUUGUGUCCUGGAUAGGUUCUGCAGCUAGGGAUGUUGGGAUAGUUGUUGUUGGGUUACAAGAAGUUGAAAUGGGAGCCGGGGUCCUUUCAAUGUCUGCUGUUGGACUUGAACGUAGCUCCGUUGGGCAGUGGUGGCUCGAUAUGAUAGACAAAAUAUUGGAUGAAGGCUUGCUGGUCUCUGUAUUGUACAUAGACGCUGUAGUCUUCGAUUUCCGGCAAAUGUUAACUGCAUGGUGUGACAGAAUAUUAUUCCGUGACAACCGGUCAGCUCAGCUGGAGUGUCUGAAUGCAAGCUUGGAGUGCCCUGUUGUCUGUUUGCAACAACUGUAUAGAAAGUGUAACGAUGUGGGAGGGAUUACGAUGCGCCCAUUUCAGUUUGAGUUUCCCACA